Messenger RNA from Salvia hispanica, 1083 nucleotides. RefSeq names its product F-box protein At3g07870-like. NCBI's taxonomy places the organism in Eukaryota, Viridiplantae, Streptophyta, Magnoliopsida, Lamiales, Lamiaceae. Gene Ontology annotation, molecular function: protein binding. The record is from RefSeq and is a predicted model, not a curated record.
AUGGGAGAUUUUCUUACAAAUCUGCCCGAACAGGUUACGAGAGAGAUAAUUGAAAGGGUCCCGGUUAAUAGCCUUAUCAGGUGCAAGUGUGUUCGUAAAUCAUGGCGCAGUCUGAUAAAUGAGCCUGAGUUUAAGACCUCAUAUUCUCCAAAACCAUGUCUCGCUUUCUCUUAUGAAAACAAGUACAUGGUCUACGAUGACGAGGCACGCAAGCCACUUUUCCGAUUCUCGAUGAACCCUCCACGCACUAUUUUUGCAAAUAGUGUUCCGUAUAGCGUUGUAAUUGAUUCAACUGAUGGUUUGCUUUUAACAAGGGGUGGAUACACUGAUACUCUCUAUGUAUGCAAUCCAUUGACUCGUGAAUAUGUGGAGCUUCCUCCUCUAAAUAAGAACGACCACAACUACGUAUUUGGAUUUGGAGUGAGCAAAAUAAGUGGGCAGUAUAAGGUUUUAUGUUGUGAAGUAUCGUCUGAGUCGUGUAAGUGUUACGUGUACACUCUGGGAGAAGGAGGGUCGUGGAGAACCAUCUCCGCAGCGACACCUGGCAGCCCUAUACUGCGUUGCACUAAUGCUUUAUUUUGUAACGGAAACCUUCACUGGUUGGCAUCUUAUUCUGAUUUUGAGGGAAAACACUUGGUUUGUUGCUUUGAUCUUAAAACCGAGCUCUUUACCAGUUUUUUCCUUCCUCCUCAUGUUGGCAAACAUGGAAAUUGUCAGCUAUGUAUUUUGGAGGGUCGACUGUGCUUAUGCGUUUAUUUAGACGGUCACAGGGUUGUUAUUUGGAAGAUGAAUAAAUAUGGAGAUGGGAAUUCUUGGGUAAAAGAAUAUACCCUCUGCCUACCACCGGAUACCGGUGGACUCAUUUGUCCACUUAAAGUGUUGGACAAUGGUGACUUGUUGUUGGCUUUGAUUUUUGGUUUUCGCCUAUUCAUCUACUCCAAAAACACUAAAGAUGUCAAGACACAUGCUCUUCUUCAUCAAUCUGGCUCUGUUGAGUACAAUAUCGCUGCGUAUACCCCAAGCUUUGUUUCGCUCAAAGCUAUGGGGAUUCACAAUGUUCAAUCACUAAAUUUGUACUCAUAA